Cetraspora pellucida is the source of this 1813-nucleotide messenger RNA. NCBI's taxonomy places the organism in Eukaryota, Fungi, Glomeromycota, Glomeromycetes, Diversisporales, Gigasporaceae. The record is from the annotation of a GenBank genome assembly.
AUGGGUAAAGAAAAAACUCACGUAAACGUUGUUGUUAUUGGUCACGUCGAUUCCGGCAAGUCCACUACCACAGGACAUCUUAUUUAUAAAUGUGGAGGUAUUGACAAACGUACAAUAGAAAAAUUUGAAAAAGAAGCCCAAGAACUUGGUAAAGGUUCUUUCAAAUAUGCUUGGGUGUUGGACAAACUGAAAGCUGAACGUGAACGUGGUAUUACAAUCGAUAUCGCCCUUUGGAAGUUUGAAACUCCAAAAUACUAUGUCACUGUCAUUGAUGCUCCAGGGCAUCGUGACUUUAUCAAGAACAUGAUUACUGGUACUUCUCAGGCAGAUUGUGCUAUUCUGAUUAUUGCUGCUGGUACUGGUGAAUUUGAAGCUGGUAUUUCCAAAGACGGUCAAACUCGUGAACAUGCCCUUUUGGCUUAUACACUUGGUGUCAAACAACUUAUUGUUGCUGUUAACAAGAUGGACACAACUCAAUGGUCUGAAGAACGUUUCAAUGAAAUCGUCAAAGAAGUUUCUGGCUUCAUUAAAAAAGUUGGUUAUAAUCCCAAGAGUGUAGCUUUCGUUCCAAUAUCUGGUUGGCAUGGUGAUAACAUGUUAGAAGACUCUACAAACAUGCCAUGGUUUAAGGGAUGGACAAAAGAAGUUAAAAGUGGUUCUUCCAAGGGCAAGACACUUUUGGAAGCCAUUGAUUCAAUCGAACCUCCAUCUAGACCAACUGAUAAACCUCUUCGUCUUCCCCUUCAAGAUGUUUACAAGAUUGGUGGUAUUGGUACUGUCCCUGUAGGUCGUGUUGAAACCGGUAUUAUCAAAGCCGGUAUGGUUGUAACAUUCGCCCCGGUUGGCCUUACCACUGAAGUUAAGUCAGUCGAAAUGCAUCACGAACAAUUAGAACAAGGUGUCCCCGGUGAUAACGUCGGUUUUAAUGUUAAGAACGUAUCAGUUAAAGAAAUUCGUCGAGGUUUUGUUUGCUCUGAUUCCAAAAAUGAUCCUGCCAAAGAAUCCGCCUCUUUCAAUGCUCAAGUUAUCGUUCUUAAUCACCCUGGUCAAAUUGGUGCUGGUUACGCUCCAGUGUUGGAUUGUCACACCGCUCAUAUUGCUUGCAAAUUUGCUGAAUUGCAAGAAAAGAUUGAUCGUCGUUCUGGCAAAAAACUUGAAGAUAACCCGAAAUUUGUUAAAUCUGGCGAUGCAGCUAUUGUUAAAAUGGUUCCCUCCAAACCCAUGUGUGUUGAGGCUUUCUCCGAAUAUCCUCCCCUAGGUCGUUUUGCUGUGAGAGAUAUGCGUCAAACUGUUGCAGUUGGUGUUAUUAAGUCUGUUGAAAAAGUUGAUAAAUCGGGUAAGACCACCAAGGCAGCAAAAUGGGAAUCACCACUUUCAACUCGUGUUGGUAAAAAAAAAAGAGGCUCUGACACAACGUCUAAAUUACCCGCCGAGUUUAUUCAAAAUCAAGAAAGAUUAAAACCACAAGAAGAAAAAGCACAAAAAGAACCCGGGUGGAUGAUUUACGAUCAUGCAAUAGUUUCUUCUUCUACGGGAUCAGAAUAUUAUCUUAUCAUUUGUGGAUGUUCAAUUUUGUUAAAUAACGAGCCUAUGUCUGUUGUCGGUGUACUUCAAGAUGAUACUGAUCCAAUGGUUGGUGUUAGGAAACUUGAGAAAGCACCUACAGAAUCGUAUGCAGAUAUUGUUGGUUUAGAACAACAAAUUCAAGGAAUCAAAGAAUCCGUAGAAAUACCCCUAACACAUCCAGAACUUUAUGAAGAAAUGGUGAUUAAACCUCCGAAAGGUAUUAUCCUAUAUGGGGUCCCGGGAACAG